This is a messenger RNA of Cloeon dipterum, 1082 nucleotides long. Its product is annotated as acyl-CoA Delta-9 desaturase. Gene Ontology annotation, cellular component: endoplasmic reticulum membrane. Lineage: Eukaryota; Metazoa; Arthropoda; Insecta; Ephemeroptera; Baetidae. Gene Ontology annotation, biological process: unsaturated fatty acid biosynthetic process. The transcript has 4 exons. The coding region runs from base 32 to 1030 and encodes 332 amino acids. The record is from RefSeq and is a predicted model, not a curated record. Gene Ontology annotation, molecular function: iron ion binding; stearoyl-CoA 9-desaturase activity.
CCGGCACUUUUGCGCCGGCCUCCGCUUUGUCAUGUCGCCGAGCAGCCCCGAGCCGUCGCAGCCGCCCCAGCCGCAGCCGUCCAAGCCGCCGCAGCCGCCUGGCGUCAACGUGCACUGGCUCAACGUGCUCUUCUACAUCUACCUGCAUCUCGCCGCCGCCUACGGACUCAUCCUCAUCUUCACCGAGGCGAAAAUCGCCACCACACUUUUCGGUGCGGCUCUGGCGCUGGUGGUGCCGCUGGGGACGACGCUGGCGCACCGUUUGUUCGCUCACAAAAGCUUCGAGGCGAGCACACCCUUCAAAGUAUUGAUAGUCACCCUGCACACCUUUGUUGGCCAGGGCAGUGUGAUUGACUGGGUGCAGGAGCAUCGUUUCCACCAUGCAGUGCGGGGCACGAAUCUGGACCCGUACGACGCACGGCGGGGCUUCUGGUUCGCGCACCUGCACAGCAAGGUGGUGAAGCGGCGGCCGGAGCAGGAGGCGGCCAAGGCGGCCGUGGACGUCUCCGACCUGGCCGACGAUCCGCUGCUGGUGUGGCAGCGCCGGCUCUACCCCUUCGUCAUGCCGGUGCUCGGCUUCCUGCUGCCGACCAACGCGCCGUCCGAGUACUGGUCCGAGUCGCUGAUCGUCUCCGUCUGCGUGGUCGGCGCCCUCAGGCACGCCCUCGUCCUCCACUACGCCUGGCUCCUCACCAGCGGACCCCUCCUCUACGGACUCAAACACGGACAGAACGAGGCGUACUCGAACCAGGUGUUCUUUGUGCGUCGUUCUCGGUGGCCAGACUACCACUACCUGUUCCCGUGGGACUACAAGACGAGCGAAUACGGCGCCUACGAGAGCGACUGGAGCUCGUGGCUGAUCGGGCAAGCCGCCGGCCUCGGCUGGGCCUCCAACCUGAAGACCGUGUCCAGCGACGACAUGAAACAAGCCCUGCAGCUCAGCCUUGACACCAAGCUGCCCAUCGAGCAGACCGUGCUCAGCGUCAUUGCGGCCUCCAACAACGCUGAUGCUGCCCCCGUCGCCUCGUGAUUUUUGUUUCUGUAGAAAAAACGACUUUUGGACUAAAAAAAUUUAAAAUUGA